Messenger RNA from Rotaria socialis, 537 nucleotides. NCBI's taxonomy places the organism in Eukaryota, Metazoa, Rotifera, Eurotatoria, Philodinida, Philodinidae. The record is from the annotation of a GenBank genome assembly.
AUGCCUAAACAAUCGUCUGAUCAAUUAAUAACUCCGUGGAUAUAUCAAGAUUAUUUUCAAUAUAAAGAUAGACCACCGAAAGCAAGCGUCACUAGCAAAUAUGCUAAAGCCUUAUUAGAUGUAGCUGGUGCCGAUGGUGUACUUACGAAUGCUGAACGAAAAUGGGUUGUAGGUUACGCAGCAAUUCGCGGCGCAUCACACGAUGAUCUUGAAGUUCUGAAAAAAUAUGAAAUAGGCUCUGAAGAUUCGACAGCUAUUUAUAAUAAUGAUAGUAAAUUAAAAAGUGCCGAACAUUUUCAAGCUGAACUUAUCUAUGAUGGUUUUCGAGCAGCAGCUGCUGAUGGUACUUUGAAAACACGAGAAAUUGAUGCAAUAUCCGCAUUAGCACAAAAACUUGGCAUGAGUGACGAGAAAUUUCAAGAAAUACUUACACUAUAUAAAGAAGAAGAAGAACAUAGACAAAAACGAAUUGAAUUACUUUUUCCAAAGGGUUACGCUGAUGCUAUUAAAGCCAUUGACAAACAUUACGGGCGUUAA